Molecule: messenger RNA, 555 nt
Organism: Rotaria sp. Silwood2
Lineage: Eukaryota; Metazoa; Rotifera; Eurotatoria; Philodinida; Philodinidae
Source: the annotation of a GenBank genome assembly
AUGUCAACAACUGAUCCACGUCCAACCAAAAUUCAUCGAAUCAAAAGUGCCGGGAAAAGAAUGGUUGCUAUUUUUUUCAUGAAAUCCGGUUUAAUUAAGUCUGUUCCAUUAGAAACAGGUGCAACAGUGAACGCAAGCUGGUAUGUCAAUACAUGCUUACCAGAAGCCUUCAAAGCUGUAUCUGAACGAAGAGAAACACGAGAUCUCAUCUUUCAUGACGAUAAUGCAAGGCCGCAUCGAGCUUGGAUUACGAACGAAUUUUUGCUGGAAAAUCAUGUAGAACAGUAUCCAAAUCCACCAUAUUCUCCAGAUUUAAGUCCUUAUGACUUCUUCUUAUUCCCGAAGCUCAAAAAUCAGUUACGUGGUAUUCGGUUUAACGACGACAACGAAAUGUUAACUGCUUUACAACAAGCCAUUGACAGUCUUACGAAAGAAGACUUUAAAAACUGUUUCGAAGACUGGUUUAUUCGAAUGCAUAAAUGCAUUGAUACUGAAGGACAGUACUUUGGAAAAAUAAAUAAAAAUCCUCCUCUGAAUAUUUAUCCUAAAGGCUAG